This is a messenger RNA of Mytilinidion resinicola, 2764 nucleotides long. Its product is annotated as kinase-like protein. Lineage: Eukaryota; Fungi; Ascomycota; Dothideomycetes; Mytilinidiales; Mytilinidiaceae. The transcript is spliced from 3 exons. Gene Ontology annotation, biological process: peptidyl-threonine phosphorylation; peptidyl-serine phosphorylation. Gene Ontology annotation, molecular function: protein serine/threonine/tyrosine kinase activity; ATP binding; protein serine/threonine kinase activity. Bases 125 to 2425 code for a protein of 766 amino acids. The record is from RefSeq and is a predicted model, not a curated record.
AUUCUUUUCCAAGAGCAACAACGCAGAUGAUCACUACUCUUUUCAUGGCCAAUUGCGGAGUAGUAGUUCGGCAUAUAACUUGAGAUCUGAUCCGCCGCCGUAUCAACCUAAUGGUUCUUCAGCGAUGCCAAUACCUACCAACAAUAGCCGGCAAAUUACUACACCAUUCGCAUCUGCAUCUCUACCAAAGAGCAGCGGCGACUUUGGAAACUUGAGAUCAAGACCUAGUGGAGAAUACAAACUGAGUGAUACCGACACUGAGAUGCCAGUGACGAAGUUAGCCGGCCCACGUCUGCUCACUAAGAAAGAUAACUCAUCUCAACAUACAUCAACGUCAACCGAGCCAGAAACACCCUCAUCUGGAUCAUCUUUGAGGCGGAAGCUUAGCCUGGGUGGCUGGAGGAGAAGUUCGUCGAAGGCAUCUCAUGCAUCCCAUGCCUCACAACCGCACGUUGCACUACAUAAAGGAGAUGAGCAAGGGCCUCAACCGCCGAGUCACAAUGGCAUGCCUCCGCCCAAGCUGCCUGCGUCUGCUACUUGGAGUGGGCCGCUUCCAAGUCCUAGCCCGUCUCAUAGAUCCAAGCCGUCACUGGAGGUGAGGAGGCGCCAGCCUUCUGCAACGGCCGUCAUGAGCGACACCGAACUUGACAGGUCACAGGGACACAAACCCAACCGAACCACCAGUAACCAAGCGCCCCCGGCAUACUCCAAUCUUUCGGCCAGUGGGCCAAACCCAAAAUCAGCUUCUUCGAUUCUAUCUCCGAUGCAAAGGAUGCUAGGUGGCUCCAAGAAUUCUCAGACCUCUGUUAAAACUCGCCAGCAAGACCCGAAUGUUGACCGAGAGGAUCUAGCCGCCGACGAAGAGAUGCGAAAGCUUGCAACCAAACGGAAAGACUUCGAGGCUGCAGCACGGGAUGUGGACGAUCUCCGCAAGCGAGCAAAACCACAAGAGCGUGUCAGCCCUGCUCAAGCUCUUCAGAUGGUCAAUCUGAACAUCUUCGAGCGAGGCGAGAUCAUAGACUAUAAAGAGAUUUAUUUUUGUGGCACGAAAAAUGCUAAGAAACACGUUGGAGACCUCAACGCACAAUCAGCCAACUUCGGCUACGACGACGAUCGAGGAGACUACAAUAUUGUGCUUGGGGAUCAUCUCGCCUACCGGUACGAAGUCGUGGAUCUUCUAGGUAAAGGAAGCUUUGGACAGGUUGUUCGGUGCGUGGAUCACAAGACAGGUCUUCUGGUAGCGAUUAAGAUCAUUCGCAACAAGAAGAGGUUUCACCAGCAAGCUUUGGUCGAAGUCAACAUCUUGCAAAAGCUGCGCGAAUGGGACCCCGACAAUAAGCACAGUAUGAUUAACUUUACACAAAGCUUUUACUUCCGAGGCCAUCUUUGCAUAUCCACCGAACUACUUGGCAUGAAUCUCUACGAAUUCAUCAAAGCCCAUGACUUCAAGGGCUUCUCAUUGAGGCUCAUCCGACGCUUCAGCAAGCAGAUGCUGAGUUCCCUGGUGCUCUUGAAGAGCCACCGCGUGAUCCACUGUGAUCUGAAACCAGAGAACAUCCUCCUCGCGCAUCCUCUUCACUCGGAAAUCAAGGUCAUUGAUUUUGGCUCCAGCUGUUUUGAGAAUGAAAAGGUCUACACCUACAUCCAGUCACGAUUUUACCGGUCUCCUGAGGUCAUUCUUGGCAUGAGCUACGGAAUGCCGAUUGAUAUGUGGAGUUUGGGAUGCAUUCUAGCCGAGCUUCUGACUGGAUACCCGAUCUUCCCCGGAGAGAACGAACAGGAGCAGCUAGCUUGCAUCAUGGAGAUCUUCGGUCCACCCGAGAAGCACCUGAUCGAGAAGAGCAGCCGUAAGAAGCUGUUCUUCGACUCGCUUGGAAAGCCUCGAGUAACAGUGUCAGCUAAAGGCCGCCGACGCCGGCCAAGCUCCAAGACUCUGCAACAGGCGCUCAAGUGCGACGACGAAGCCUUCCUUGACUUCAUCUCCCGCUGCCUCCGAUGGGAUCCAGACAGGCGGAUGAAACCUGACGAAGCGAUGCUGCACGAAUUUGUGACAGGCACAAAACGGUUGGUUCGUCCGCGGGCGCCUACCAACGGUGUAUCUGCCGUCGGGUCACCUGUAAAACGCUACAAUACUGUGCAGACUCCGCAGCGCACCCGACCUCUUCCCGAGCCACCAGCAACCAGCUUCAAGAACGGAAUGGCGGUGCCAGCCACUCGAGACGCGUCGAGCAGCUCGCCAGUCAAGGGCCCACCCAGGCGACACUCUACCGUACAAGGGGUUCAGGUGGGCGCAGGAGUGAAGCGGGCUGCUAACGGGGCCCCUCUGAACGCAUCUAGCAGUCUUCCUCGAGUGACUCAAAGGAGUGCGUCCGGGAAACCCGAUCUGGCUUCGGCAGCGGCAAUCGCCAGUCUGAAGUCUCGGUGAUCCCUUUACGCGAUGAACGUGUACAGUCGUACAUACAAAAAGAGGCGGAUGUAGUCAUAUGGUGGUUCGAUUUGGGCGCGACGUUAUGAUAGUCUUAGUAAUGCAUACUCGGGGGUUUUCCAUUCUCAUUAUCAACGGCACUCUUAUACCCUCCUGGUGUUGUUGCACAGCGCGGUCUGUGGGUUGUAUGCCUUGUCUGCCGGUGGGAAGGGUCCGUUGCUUUUGCUCUGCGGUCUUUGGAUUGCGGCAUGGGGCACGAGCAUCUCGGGCAUGACCACCGGACAUUGCCGGCGGCUUUGGCGUUUGUUUUCUGCGUAUGCUGGGCCAUGCAGAUGGGAG